This is a messenger RNA of Colletotrichum fioriniae, 1458 nucleotides long. RefSeq lists its product as uncharacterized. NCBI's taxonomy places the organism in Eukaryota, Fungi, Ascomycota, Sordariomycetes, Glomerellales, Glomerellaceae. The record is from RefSeq and is a predicted model, not a curated record.
AUGCGUUCUCUGCUGGCGGUAACGAGCUUGGCCAUCCUGGCGUUGAGCGACAGUUAUGCAACUGCAUCGUCAACAGCCAAAGGCAAUGCCACAGACUCGCACACAGUGCCGACCUCGAACGGACUGAUUACCGGCCACCCGGCAUCAAACAGCUCCGAUGUUCUCGAGUUUCUCGGUAUUCCCUAUGCGAAACCUCCAGUCGCCGACCUACGAUUUGCUCCACCGCAGAGAUUCAGAGGCAAUGGGUCAUUUGAAGCAUCUCACUUCGGCUUCGACUGCCCACUUUCGCCCUCUCGCCAAGUCGACUACCCGAACAUGACAGCCCAAGCGCAGCGCAUCAUUGGAUACUUCGCUUCUGCUGCCGGGACGCCUCAAAGCGAGGACUGCUUGACGUUGAACAUCUGGACAAAGCCGACAGCCAAAGCUCUCACCGCUACCAAACCAGUCAUUGUCUUCUUCUACGGUGGACGUUUUGCCAUUGGCAACACAAACAGCCCUUUCUACAAUGGCAAGUACUUUGCAGAUGCACAGGAUGUCGUCGUAGUCACAGUCAACUACCGUAUCAACAUCUUCGGGUUCCCGGGUGCCCCAGGCCAGCCUCAGAAUCUCGGCUUGAGAGACCAACGCGCCGCCCUGGAAUGGAUCCGCGACAACGUUGCCGGCUUCGGCGGUGACCCGACAAAGAUCACCAUCGCGGGCCAAUCCUCCGGUGGCGUCGCCGUGGACUACUGGUCGUACGCUUACGUCAAGGAUCCCAUUGUCAACGGCCUCAUCGCAACAUCUGGUAAUGCCUUUAGUUUCCCGCUCAACAGCCCAAAUGUGACUGUGCGGAACUGGAACACCGUCGUGGCGGCUGUGAACUGCACUAAUACCACCGAUUCUAUGGCAUGCAUGAGAAGUCGGAAGUGGGAGGAUCUCAAAGCUGCAGCCGCUGCCAUCAGGCCGGCGUCUUCCAGCAGUGUUCUUCGAGGGAUCCCGCCAUUUUACCCUUCGAUUGAUAAUAAGAUUGUUUUCCCCGACUACGUCUCCUUGAUGCAAUCUGGCAGGUUCGCCAAACUAGGUCAGGCUCGCUUGGACAAUAAUGUCCCGGCGUGGGUCUACCGCUACUUUGGAGAUUGGGAUAACACAAGACUCUUCCCGACAAGCGGUGCGUAUCAUGGUGUGGACUUGCACAUGAUAUUCGGCGCUUCAGGGGAUGUGAGUGGAAUUCCGCCGUCCGGUCCGCAGAAGGAAACCACUGCACUCAUGCAGAGCGCAUGGGCGGCCUUCGCCAAAGAUCCGGCGGAUGGCUUGAGUUCGGUCCUCGGAUGGCCAAGGUAUGAUCCAGAGGAGGAAUCACUGGUUCUCUUGGCGGUUGACAACAAUCCUGAGCCACAGUUCGUCAAGCCCAGCACGUUCGAUGCGCCGUGUUCUACAAUUACCUUGGGAUCGUUGGGAACUGCGGUACCCUCUUCAUAA